AUUCAUCUACCUUUCAUAAGUGACACAAAAAGAUAUACUAUGUUCCUUUGAUUUUGUAUAGUCUAGACUACUUCCCUCUCUUCCAUUAGGGCAGUUGAACUGAUCAUGGGUAGGUAAUGUUGUUGGAUUUCAUCCCAAACACAAGUCAUUAUGACCUAAAAUCCCUAUAUAAAGAACCUCUUCCUUCUUGUGUGUACUGAUGUUUAUUCCUUGUGCAUGAGAAACAUUUUGAGAACAUCUCCUAACAACAACCACAACUCCAGCUGCCUACCUAAAUCAUCAUCCUUCUAAUUCUUUGAAGAAAAAAAAUAUAUUUUGAUUCCAACAACAUUAAUUCUCUGUUGAUCUUCCUAGCUACACGUACAAGAAGUCAUCAUCAUGUUCAUGGAAGAUGGACAGCAGCCACCACAGGAACCGGCGGCAGCGGCGCCACCACCGCCAUUGCCGAACAUAAACAUUCCAUAUCUUUUCAGUACCCCUUCUUUUCAUGAAUCAAGUAUUGAUCCUUCACUUUUGAACCAACCCGUGCAAAACCCUCAAAUUGUUCCCCAUGAUUUUGAUUGGGCUGCUAUUUUGUCUAGUACAACUUCUUCCAUUCACAACAAUAUUAUUGGUGGUAGUGAGGAUUAUGAUCAUCAACAAAUAACAAAACCAAUCUCACCAAGCUUACAGCCUUUAGCACCGUCGAUGAAUAUUAUGAGCGAAUUAGGAAAUAGUAAUUACAUUAAUAGGGUACACAAGGUUGGGAGAGUUGGUAAAUCCAAAAAAUAUGUUCCACCAAGGAUUGCUUUCCAUACUAGAAGUUCUGAAGAUAUUCUUGAUGAUGGAUACAAGUGGAGAAAAUAUGGCCAGAAAGCUGUGAAGAACAGUGCUCAUCCUAGGAGCUAUUAUCGGUGCACACAUCAUACAUGCAAUGUGAAGAAGCAAAUACAGCGACUAUCAAAAGACACAAGCGUUGUGGUGACAACAUAUGAAGGCAUUCACAAUCAUCCUUGUGAGAAGCUGAUGGAGACUUUAAGCCCACUUCUCAAGCAACUUCAAUUUCUUUCCAGAUUCUAAUGUCACAUACACCCACGUCCCAAAAAAAUAAUGUCGUGUUAUAGUAUAAUUAUAGAUUAGACUACUUUUAUUUUGGGAAGGAAAGAUUAUUAAUUAUAAAUUCUCCACUUCCUCAGAUCUUGACCGUAUAACAUUUGUCUGUAAAAAUACUCGCUACUCGCUAGGUAGUUGUAAGUUCCAAAACCAAGAUGUCCAUACAUAUACUAAGUUAAACGUUCGAAUUGUGUAAUUGAAUGUACGUAUAGUGCCACAUAUGUUAAUGAUUGUAAAUUUUACGCUUAGAAAAUCCCCAAUGAUUUACAUUAUUA
Messenger RNA from Oldenlandia corymbosa var. corymbosa, 1367 nucleotides. Lineage: Eukaryota; Viridiplantae; Streptophyta; Magnoliopsida; Gentianales; Rubiaceae. The record is from the annotation of a GenBank genome assembly.